This is a messenger RNA of Phymastichus coffea, 3375 nucleotides long. RefSeq lists its product as uncharacterized. The record is from RefSeq and is a predicted model, not a curated record. The transcript has 6 exons. Gene Ontology annotation, molecular function: protein binding. Lineage: Eukaryota; Metazoa; Arthropoda; Insecta; Hymenoptera; Eulophidae. Bases 1827 to 2999 code for a protein of 390 amino acids.
UCACAACUGACAAAUGUCACCAAAGUCGUUAAAACUAUCACGCAACCGAUUAAUUCCAAGAUAAUGCUAGACUCUCAACUAUUGACCCAAUAUUCAGGCAUAAAAGACGUCCUCGCAUCAGACUUUCAUUGUGCUAAAUGAAACGACUCUUCGAAAACAAUCAAUAAUUACUCAAAAAAUAACUUGGGCACUCUUCAUAGUAUUUGUCGAACCCAUUGACAAAAAAAGCUGUCAAGGGCAUUAACUCCACCAUGCUUAGACGCCUUCUCUCAAAAUCCUACUCGGACUUUCUUUUUUAUGACUAUAAAAAGCUCAGGCUAAUUCAGGCUAAGCCGCGUUAAAAAUCGGUGCUGCCUCCAACCGUAUACUUAAUGACUCCAUUUUAAUUGCAUCAGAUCUAAGACUUUCAACAUAUUUAGAGUUCAAACCACAUCCAAAGAGAAUUUAUAUCAGCCCUAUUCCACCCUGCUACGUCUUUUCUUUGGAAGCCCAACAAGUUCAGCAAACUGUUCUUUUUAACCAAAGCUAUGCAGUUGCUCAAGCCAAAGAUCCUCAACGUGAGUUUGACGAACAAUUUAGUGAUAUACUACAAUCAAAUUUGCUUUUUUUCACGAAUGGUUCAAAAAAGGACCAGGCCUUUACGUCAGCUGCACCAUCCACAGCCCUGAUGAGCCACUCAAUCUGAAUCUGCAGUUUAAAAUCGAUCCUCGCGCUUCAAUCUUCUCUGCCGCAACCUUUGCCAACUCACUCUAGAAGAUAUUCUACCCAAUCGCAUAGUUAAAUCAGUAUUUUUUACAGACUCGUUGAGUUCGCUGCAAGCUCUCUUAAACAUUGAGGCUCUCAUCAAUUCUUCUCACAUCAUUGUAUUCAGAAUCUAAGGCUUGUUAAACUUAUUCAAAACGAUCAAGAAGUAAUUGAAUGAAUUACUAGCCAUGAAGGUAUCUCGGGAAACGAGGUGUUCGAUGAACUAGCCAAGAAAGCUUGCAGCGUUGACGCAUAUCUUUCUCACCUUCUGCCAUACGCGGAUCUUCGACAAUUCAUCAACGAUUCAAGCAAAAAAUAGUUUUAUGUAUAUACCUUUGGAAUAUUAAUAGAGGAAAAUGAGUUUUCUACUUUGUAAAUUACAUCAAAGAAAUAUCAAAACCUUGGCUUUUCCAAAUGCAUCUGUGCAGAACACAGACCGUGACUUUUAGCUGUAUGAGAAAUGAUCAAUACAAUUUGGCUUAUAUAGUCUUGACAGAAAAAACUAGUCGACUUUUCCUCAUGCCAGUGUGGCUACGAUGUCGAAGACCUAGACCACGUAUUUUGGAACUGUGAAAGAUUUGUUAUACAACGGAAAGCUCUUUUAUUCAGACUUAAAAAGGAAAAUUGUUCCCGCCAUAUAAAAUUAGUUCAUUCCUCUCUGACCCAGAUCCCGAUAUAAAAGAUCUGUUCUGUAGAUUUCUAAACGUCUUCCUAUAAUCCCUUUUCCUUCCUUUAUCAAUCCAACUCUCUACUCUUAAUUUCUAUUAUGAAGCUUCAAAAAGCUUUCAUUAUUUAGCUUACCUUUUUAUCUACAACUCUCUAUAUAUACUAUCUAUAACGCCUGUGGAAGUACCGCCAGUCAGUAAUAUAGCGCGCAGUCGCAAAAAUCAGUUGAUGGCCGUAUCGGACACAGACUCGCAGUUCAGCGUGUCGACACCAGAGCCAAAUAAUCAAACAAAUUCCCGGUUAUGAGUACUUGUUGGUUUACGGCUAUGCGGACGGUCGCCAGUGAAAAAGACAGUGACUUUUAAUUUCCACGAACUCGAGUAUUUGUCAGCGUACAAUAGCAUUACGAUUCUAAAAUGGGAGAAGUGUCUGGUGAAGUUGAGGCAAUUAGCGCCGAAUAUGCGCUGGCCGAUGUACUCGAUGAUAUUUUUGAGUAUUUGAAAAUUCGUGAUCUAUCCAUUGCUGGAAGCGUCUGCAAAAUGUGGCAUCAGGCAGCAUUAAGAAUAUUAGCGAAGAGAGGUCCUGAAAGACAAUUAUUGCCAGCCUUUGGUGGCCAAUUGUACACCGUAAUGAACGUCAAACCUUUCGUAGCUUUUCUGUUCAUUGGGCCAAGUAAACGAGAAAGAAACAUCAAGGAAUUAGAAAUCGAUGUGUUAAACAGGUACAAAAAAUUCUUUACUCGUCACCUUAUUGCCGUGGGCGUCGACGAAUCGAUGAUGGACGAUAAACCGAUAAUUAGUUGCGAUGGUUUAUUGGGCACCGCUAAUGGAAUCUUAGGCCUGUUCAUACCUCAAUAUCGUGGCUUGCAAAUCAAAGUAAAACGUUUGCAUCGCGCCAGCGAAUCCGUCAGUAGUAUAAUCAACAGCUUGGUACCCGACGACAAAUCUGCAAAGACAGCGAUGAUACUCUUUGCAAGACCUUACGGCUACGACGGCACAAUUUUAGAACAAAUCAAACGCACAUUCAAACAAAAAAGAUAUACCCUAUGGGGUGGUUCAUUCGACGACAAAUUGCUGGCAACUGAUCGCAUGGUCGAUGCCAACGCUUUCAUGGCGGAUAGCAACUCCAGCGACGACGAAUUUUACGAUGCAGAAACUAUAUAUGACGACGGCUACUAUCCUCAAGUAGACCAUUACGGGAGUACAGCAAUGUUCGCCCUAAGUAUUUCAGGAUCGAAGUUCGAUUCUUGGUCGACGAUGAUCAAUUGCCUCGCGCCAAAGCUAGAAGUCGACAAAAAGCUCCUUGACUUUCGACAACACCUAAAGCUCAAACGUCGCACCAUAGGCUUGGCCUGUGGCCCGAGAUACGUAGAAGGUUGUGUUAUCAUGAAUAAGGAUUAUGAACAAAUAUAUAUGACUAGUCAUGAGCUCAUGGAUGUCGUGAAGAAAACUCUACCGGGCAUUCCUUUCAUUGGAAUUUUCAAUUUUGGUUAUUAUAGUCAUUUUGGAGUUGAUUCAACAAUCGAUGACUCCAAUCAAAGACUUGGACAACAAAUGGCCUUGGCACUUAUGAUUUUAACUUACGAUUGAACAAAUGAGACGCCACUGCAUUUCAAACAUAUGUUUGCCAUGUAAACAUACUUUUUUUAUCUAACUCAAGUUAGGAAUUUUAUUAUGGUCCGCAACAAUGUUUUCUGUAAAAUAGGUACCGUUUUUAAUAUUUAUUUGGAGAUAUUAUCAUUUUAUGAAAAAAACGAAAAAAACGUAUUACACCUUUUAUGUACUAAAAUUAGUUUAAGUAAUAUUUUUUAAUAUAUGUUACUUAUUUCGGCAUUGCUUAGCCAUUAAUUAUUAUGUACGUUAAGUUUUAAUAAUGAAUGAAUUUUAUAAAUUAAAUAUUAUCUAUGUCUUCAUCGUGUUUACUGUUUAUUAGUUGUUGGAAGAAUAUUGCGUAAAAAAAAUGUGU